AUGCCACUGAUAGACACGCCUGUCAGUCCGCGUGAUGAGACGGCUCAAGAUCUCGGUGGGAAUCUCGGUGAGACGGCUCAAGAACUGCGAAUCGAGCGGAUCCGGCAAACACAAGAUAAAGAAUCGUGGAUCUCAAGGCUAAAUAAAUAUCUGGUCGGAGAGAUCCGAGUGGAUCAGUCGGAUCUACUCUUCUACUGCCAGAUGACUAAGGAGACCGCCACGGAUCGAGACAAGUUGAUGCGAUUGGUGGUGCCUGAGACUCUUCAACAGACCUUUUUGCCAUUUUGCAUCACACCACCCGAGCUUGCAUGGUGGCCAUCAAGGUAUCGGUCGUACCUACGAUCGGAUCCAGGGCUGUAUAAGAGUCUACAGCGAUAUGUGGGAGAAUGGGUUGAUUGUGAAACGGGUAAAGGGCGACCUCGGAUCCAAGCUGAGUCACCUGGUGACCUUCAAGCAACAUACCCGUUCCAGAUCAUCGCCAUGGAUCACAUACCUUCGUUGGCUAGAUCCCUCAACGGCAACACCGAAUUGCUGGUCUUCGUGGAUCUAUUCUCGGGAUAUGUGAUCGCCAACGCCAGCGCCUCUAGAUCCGCUCAGACAAUCGCUGAGACUUACGAGGAAUGUGUCUUCCGCCGAUUUGGAGCGAGCGAGGUGAUCCGACACGAUCGGGAGCCAGUCUUUAUGUCUGACAAUCCACUCAAACAAUCGCCGAGACCUACGAAGAAUGUGUCUUUCGCCGAUUUGGCGCGAGCGAGUCGUUCAACAGGAUCCUGGGACAACGUCAACGGGCCACUAUGGCAUAUAGACCCCAAGCUAAUGGAUCGGCGGAACGCUAUGGUCCAGACAACCACCAGGGCUCUUAAGAUGUAUGUACAAGAUCUGGAUGAACGAGAUUGGGACGAAUAUGCUGAGCGGCUCACCUUCGCGAUCAACACUGCAAGAGAUCGGAUCCGAGGUGAAACCCCUUUCUACAUGAUACAUGGUUGGGAUCCUAGAUCCACCUUGGAAGCGACGAUCCCGGUGGGGAGUACUCGCACGCACGAUCGAGAUCCAAGACGGUGGCGAUAUCGGAUGCAAAAGUACUAUCAACAAGCCCUAGAGCAAGUGAACCAACGUCUACGCGAAGCGAUCGGGCAGGCGUGCAUACUGAUCUAG
This is a messenger RNA of Phytophthora megakarya, 1155 nucleotides long. NCBI's taxonomy places the organism in Eukaryota, Oomycota, Peronosporomycetes, Peronosporales, Peronosporaceae. The record is from the annotation of a GenBank genome assembly.